AUGUCUAUUCCUAUAAAACCAGAGCAAAUUUUAUUGGUGAAAGAAUUUUUUAAUAAGUGCAAAACUAAUCCUGAAAUUCUACACCAGCCAAAUCUUUAUUUUAUAAAAGAUCUCAUUGAAUUUUUUGGGGGAAAAAUACCUAAAGUAAAUCGUGCAGAAAAAGGUGAAUCACCAAGUAAAAGAUCUGAAGAUACAAAUGCAUCUAAAGAACCAGAACCUAAAUCAGAAAGUGAAGAAAGUGAUUUAGAACUUGAUAUGAGCGCAGUAAUUGAACCAGAUACAGAUGCUCCCCAGAAAAUGGGAAAUCCUACUUUACAACCAACAGAAGAAGAAAUUGCAGAAUCCCAAGUUAAACGUUCUGAAGCUGUAUCAGCAUUUGCCGAAAAUGCUUAUGAGAAAGCUAUAGAACUUUAUACCGAAGCUAUUGUAAUGAAUCCACAAGCAGCAUUACUUUAUGCCAAACGAGGACAAAUUUUCUUAUUAAUGAAUAAGCCUAAUGCUUGUGUUCGAGAUUGUAAUCGUGCUUUGGAACUAAAUCCAGAUAGUGCUGCAGCUCAUAAAUUUAGAGGAAGGGCCUAUUACCUACUUGGAAAAUUUGAAGAAGCAGCAAAUGAUUUAAGACUCGCUUGUAAAUUUGACUAUGAUGAAGAAGCUGAUGAGUGGCUACGAGAAGUUACGCCAAAUGCACGAAAGAUCGAGGAACAUAAAAGAAAGAAAGUCCGUAAGAUGCAAGAGAAGUUAGAGCAUGAGGUAAAAGAAAGACUGAACAAAACCCGGGAGAAUGUGAAAACUUAUGAAGAGAAUACUCGUACCUCUCAAACUGAUUUUAGCGGAGAAAAAAUGGCUGAUUUUUACAAAUUUUUAAAUGAUAUAGGAACUCUCAAUGCUAUUAAGGAUCCUGAAAUAGCCGAGGCGUUUAAAGAAAUCUCUGCAAAUCCGGCAAAUAUCUUGAAGUAUCAAAACAAUCCGAAGAUUAUGGACUUUAUUUGUUCUAGUAUGUUUUCAGGUGCUGGAGCACGAAUGACCACUCCAAAACCAGAACCACAGGACGAUGUUGGCCUCGAUUAGACCUGGCAUGUUCUUGAAAUUUCUUCACAAUUUAUUCUCAGACAAUUUACAAAGUUCUAAACAUUGGGUCUAAAAUGAUCGUUAUUUGAAACUACACGAGGUUUUAUUAAAGAAGUUAUUGUGAAAAUUAUUCAUGA
This is a messenger RNA of Eufriesea mexicana, 1205 nucleotides long. Its product is annotated as putative protein FAM10A4. Gene Ontology annotation, molecular function: protein dimerization activity; Hsp70 protein binding. The transcript has 5 exons. Bases 1 to 1068 code for a protein of 355 amino acids. Lineage: Eukaryota; Metazoa; Arthropoda; Insecta; Hymenoptera; Apidae. The record is from RefSeq and is a predicted model, not a curated record.